Cotesia congregata is the source of this 2325-nucleotide messenger RNA. NCBI's taxonomy places the organism in Eukaryota, Metazoa, Arthropoda, Insecta, Hymenoptera, Braconidae. The record is from the annotation of a GenBank genome assembly.
AUGCGUAUAGCAAUAAUUGGAGCAGGAAGUGCUGGAUUAGCCGCCCUUCGACAAGUUACUUAUUAUUUAACUACUGAAGACAAUCAAAAUGAAGAUAAAGUUACUGAAGUUGUCUGUUAUGAAAAGACUGAUCAAGUUGGAGGUAUCUGGGUUUAUACACCAGAGACUGGCGUUGACCAAUAUGGACUGCCUAUUCAUUCCAGUAUGUACAAAAAUCUUCGAACCAAUUUGCCGAAAGAAGUGAUGGAAUUCCCAGAUUUUCCUAUGCCAGAGAACCCAAAAACCAAAGAAAUUUUCGACGCAGUUAUGGUCUGCAAUGGUCAUUACUUUGAACCAAGCUUACCAGUUAUUGAAGGACACAACAAGUUCCAAGGUCAACAAUUACACAGUCAUGAUUACCGUGAACCUGAAACUUUUGCUAACAAAACAGUAGUCGUAGUUGGAGCUGGGCCUUCGGGGAUGGAUCUUGCUUUGGAGAUAUCGAGUCAGGCUAAACAAGUGAUUUUUAGCCAUCAUAGUCGGAAACCAAUUCGUACUGUUUUUCCUGAAAAUGUUAUUCAGAAACCGGACAUUGCAAGAAUUGAAGAAACAGGAGUUGUAUUUUCAAAUGGUGAUUUUCAGAAGGUUGAUGUUAUCUUCUACUGUACCGGUUAUAGGUACAGUUUUCCAUUUUUGGCAAAAAGUUGUGGAAUAAAAGUUGAGUCAAAUAUGGUAACACCACUGUGGAAACACUUGGUAUCUAUUAAUAAUCCUACAUUAGCUUUCAUAGGGAUUCCAUAUUAUAUCUGCGCUUUCAACAUGUUUGAUUUACAGGUUCGAUUUUUGCUAAAAUUUUGGACAAGUGAAAAACAUUUUCCAAGCAAAGAAGAAAUGUUGGCAGAAGAAGCUACUGAGUUGAAGAAAAAGUUGGACAAAGGCUUAGAAAAACGUCAUUUUCAUAUGAUGGGUGCAGAGCAGGGUAACUAUUAUGAUGAUCUCUCUAACACUGCUGGAAUAACUCCACUACCUCCAGUGUUGACGAAACUUCACAACCACAGAACAAUAGUUGGAGCAGGAAGCGCUGGAUUAGCAGCUCUCCGUCACGUCGUUCUUCUUCUUGCCACUGAAGACCCUAAAAAUCAAGGUAAAGUCACUGAAGUUAUUUGUUACGAGAAGACUAAUCUAGUUGGAGGUACCUGGGUUUAUACUCCGGAAAUCGGCGUUGAUCAUUAUGGACUGCCUAUUCAUUCCAGUAUGUAUAAAAGUCUGCGGACUAAUUUACCAAAAGAAGUAAUGGGCUAUCCAGAUUUUCCAAUACCAGAAAACGAUAAGAGUUAUGUCACUCGAACUGAAAUUUUAGAUUUUCUUAAUAGUUACUGUGAUCACUUCAAAUUACGGUCUUACAUCAAAUUUCGUCACCAUGUUGAGUGUAUUGAACCUUCUGGAAAACUCGAAGAGAAUCAGGUACCGGGUUCAUCUACUAAAUGGACAGUAACAGUAAAAAAUUUGGAAACUGGCGUGGUAGCCAAAGAAAUUUUCGACGCAGUUAUGGUCUGCAAUGGUCAUUACUUUGAACCAAGCUUACCAAUUAUUGAAGGACACGAUAAGUUCCAAGGUCAACAAUUACACAGUCAUGAUUACCGUGUACCUGAAACUUUUGCUAACAAAACAGUAGUCGUAGUUGGAGCUGGGCCUUCGGGGAUGGAUCUUGCUUUGGAGAUAUCGAGCAAGGCUAAACAAGUCAUUCUGAGUCAUCACAAUCGCGAUCCUAUUCACACUGUCUUUCCUGAAAAUGUUAUUCAGAAACCAGAUAUAAAAAAAAUUGAUGAGACAGGACUUACAUUUUCUAAUGGAGAACAUCAGAAUGUUGAUGUCAUAUUCUACUGUACAGGAUACAAGUACAGUUUUCCUUUUCUGGCGAAAAGUUGUGGAGUUAGAGUUGAUUCAAAUAUGGUAACACCAUUAUGGAAGCAUUUGUUAUCUGUUGAAAAUUCAACGUUGGCUCUUGUAGGUUUACCAUUUUAUGUCUGUGCUUUCAGUAUGUUUGAUAUUCAGGUUCGAUUUGCCUUGAAGUUUUGGAUGAACGAAAAACAGCUGCCGAGUAAAGAAGCAAUGUUAGCUGAAGAAGCUGCCGAGUUGAAGAAAAAACUAGACAAAGGUCUGGAGAAACGUCACUUUCAUAUGAUGGGUCCAGAGCAAGGGGAUUACUAUGAUGAUCUAGCAAAAACUGCUGGAAUAACUCCUUUACCUCCAGUACUGACAAAACUGCAUAAUGAGAGCAGUAUGCGCUUCCUUGAUGAUCUUGUUCAUUAUCGGGAAGAUCGUUAUAAAAUAGUUGACGAUUUU